CACUCAAAUCAUAAAUUGAGUAAUUCAGGAUCCAAGGUAUCAUGAUCCGAAUUCAUGUGUAGACAAUACUGCCCGACUGAAGUAUUUCUCGAAUGAGAGGGCUAUCUUUACUCCCUGCCUUAGAUUUCUCACUAUAUUGAAGAAAAUUACAAAAUUUUCACUCUAUAGUCUGCACAAAAACGUCAACAAGCCCACCUCCCAAAAGGAAAAGAAUAAAAAAUGAAAAUCUUUCAUAUUGAUAACAGUGGAUUGAGCCAAUACCCAUAAAGGUUCAAUUAUAAAUUUGAGAGGUACACUAAUGGGUCACCUCAAAACAUAAGAAUCUACAUAAAAAAUAAAAUAAAAAGAAACAUAGAACACGUUAUGAUCUAUGAAUGACUUGGUCAAGCUGAGUUCCCCAUCAGACAACCUGUCUGAAGCUCAGAAUAUGAAACUUCAAGCUGCAAAAUGGAUUAAACAAAGGAUAUUGAAGUUGAAACCAACAAAGGGUUAUGAGUUAGUCGAAAAUUAGAAAGGAAAAUGCAAUCAAAUUGUAUCAGAGAAGUAUCAAGAGCCUGUUCCAAUGAUUGCUGCUCAAAUCUUUUGAUUGGCUUGCCAGAGACUCGAAGUUCGGCCAGUAAGGUAACAAGCAGUGGUAUCAAUCCUCAACAUGAAUUUACAACUGCCAUACUUGCCUCUAUUCAACCAAAUAGCAAUUUUACUAAUCACGAGUCCCUUCCUUCGUCGAUAGAAUUGUUUUCUUAUCUUGAAAAUGCAUAUCCAUACUACUCGACUACCGUUCUUGCAGAUAAUAUUCGAGCUCAAGAAUAUAAUCAUAUCGUGGUCUCAAAUCAUGUGUGUCUAGAUUACAUAGGCCAUGGUCUUUUCUCCUAUUCCCAGCAGCAGGGACAUAAUUUCACGGCUGAAAUUGCUUCUUCUUCAACAUCUACCCCUCCAAGACCUUCUGAUUCACCGUUCUUUGACAUUUCAUACAAGUCGGUGAAUUUGAACUCGUUCUUGUUAUAUGGAGGUCAAGAAUCAGAAUUCGAAUCCUCAACGCGAAAAAGAAUCAUGAAAUUCAUGAAUGUCUCCGAAGAGGAUUAUUACAUGGUUUUCACAGCCAACCAGUCAUCUGCAUUUAAGCUUCUAGCAGACUCUUAUCCUUUUCAGUCUAAUAAGAACCUUCUUACAGUAUAUGAUUAUGAGAAUGAGGCAGUGCAAGUGAUGAUCGAGAGCUCUAAGAAAAAAGGUGCACGACCAAUAUCAGCAGUGUUCUCAUGGCCUAAUUUGAGGGUCAAUUCCAGAAAGCUCAGAAAACUCGUUGUGAAUAAGAGGAAGCUGAGUAAUCGGGGUUUGUUUGCUUUUCCUCUUCAGUCGAGGAUGACUGGAGCGCGAUAUUCUUAUCAAUGGAUGAGCCUGGCAAGGGAAAAUGGAUGGCAUAUUUUGUUGGAUGCCUGUGCAUUAGGACCUAAGGAAAUGGAAACAUUAGGACUCUCUUUGUUCCAACCUGACUUCCUAAUUUGCUCCUUUUACAAGGUUUUUGACGAAAACCCAUCGGGAUUUUGCUGCCUGUUUAUUAAGAAAUCCAGUGUCUCAGAGUUGUGCAAAUCCUGCACAAGCAUGGGAAUUGUCAGCCUAUUGCCAGCAAAUGAAUCGUUUGAACAAUUAGCCUUUAACAAGGCAGAAAACGAACAAGAAACAGCAAUAUCACAACAAGAAAUCGAAGAAACUCCGGAACAAAUUCACCUAAAAGAAUCAUCAGUUUCUGAAAUUAUUGAGUUGGAUGAAACCCCUCAUACAGCACAAUCAAGAAACCAAGAAUCCGAUGCCGGUAGAACCUCAGGAGAAAUCGAAUGCCGGGGUUUGGAUCAUGCAGAUACACUAGGCCUAAUACUGAUCAGUAGUAGAACAAGAUGCCUUACAAACUGGCUGGUGAACGCAUUAAUGUCUCUUCAGCAUCCACAUUCAGAAAAUGGGCUCCCCUUGAUCAGAAUCUACGGACCAAAGAUAAAGUUAGAAAGAGGGCCAGCAGUUGCAUUCAAUGUAUAUGACUGGAAAGGAGAAAAAGUUGAUCCCACUCUUGUACAGAAGCUAGCUGAUCGGAACAACAUUUCUGUUGGUUGCGGCAUUUUAACAAACAUUUGGUUCUCAGAAAUUUACGAAGAAGAGAAGCAUAGAAUGUUGGAAACAAGAAGUAGAAAGAAAGAAUCUAAGAAGAAAGACAAGAAUUCAUACAGGAUUUCUGUGGUAACGAUUUCAAUUGGGAUGUUAACGAAUUUUGAUGAUAUGUACAGAAUCUGGGCAUUUGUUUCGAGGUUUCUUGAUGCAGAUUUUGUGGAGAAAGAACGAUGGAGAUACACUGCUUUAAAUCAAACAACUGUCGAGGUGUAGAAUAUACGUUGAUUCCUUCAUCUGCGAUUUCUGCAAAUUCGCAGAUCAUUCAAAUCGAAUGUACAUUAUCAAUUGAAUUGCUGCAUUUUUUGCAGUAAUUUCGGGGUUAAUUUCAGUAGGUUUGAUUGAUUUUAUUUUUAGUGGAAAUUGUCCUCUCUCUU
Olea europaea var. sylvestris is the source of this 2531-nucleotide messenger RNA. RefSeq names its product molybdenum cofactor sulfurase-like. The transcript has a single exon. NCBI's taxonomy places the organism in Eukaryota, Viridiplantae, Streptophyta, Magnoliopsida, Lamiales, Oleaceae. The coding region runs from base 520 to 2370 and encodes 616 amino acids. The record is from RefSeq and is a predicted model, not a curated record.